Aphis gossypii (cotton aphid) is the source of this 3497-nucleotide messenger RNA. RefSeq lists its product as uncharacterized. The record is from RefSeq and is a predicted model, not a curated record. Bases 564 to 1649 code for a protein of 361 amino acids. NCBI's taxonomy places the organism in Eukaryota, Metazoa, Arthropoda, Insecta, Hemiptera, Aphididae. The transcript has 9 exons.
GCGUAUUCGCAUGUAUGGUUUUGAAAUUUGGCACACAAGGAUUUUGUUGGCUCAUGAAGACGGAUUAAUCAUUUAUGUUUACAAAAUAGGGCUGUCAUUAGCUACAGAAAAUAAAGUUAGUUAUUAAAAUUAGACAUAAUUUCAGAUUUGUAUUUUUUAUUUGGACGAAACAACCCGAAAAACUGAAAAUGUUUGCAGUAUUAAUUUAGGCAAAAGUUCCAUUCCCGAUGCACGAUACAUAUAGGUGCGUAUAACACAACGAUCCUGCAGCCUUUACACCGUCGCCACACUCUGCCGCAGGACGAUGAAGCGGAACGCCGACGACCGUCAGCUGACCGUGAGAAAUCAAUACGCUCGUCCCAUACUGUUACGACGAUAUUCGCUCCGCCUGCGCCGCAUGCGGCUCGGUUACCACUGCGACGGUUACCGCCGUCGAGCCGACUGUAUUUUAGCGUCGACGGGGAGACCGCGUGAUAACGGGACGGCUCGAUAUCAUCAACACUCGCACCUUAUCAGUGGAUUUAGUUCGAAAACCUCGGUAACCCGCGGACGACGACCACGAAAUGCCGACCAAGUAUUACUCGGUGUACAGUCACCGGUACAUGAUCAGCAGGAAUUUUACUAGAAAAUAUAAGAGAAAGGACACGUUGGGACUGUUGCCGGUUGUACGUGACUUAAGAAAUGGGGCCGGCGAUAGCAUAAGUGAUCACGGUAACAACAGAACGAGAAAGGACGAUUCGCUCUGCGACAUCCUGUCUAGUCCGUCAUUCCGAUUCGUUAUCUGCUUGAUCAUCGUAAUGGUUGUCUUACUAUACAAGUCGGUUUACAUGGAUUAUUUCCACUUGAAGAAUGAAAAAUCUUCCAUAUCGAUCAUGAAGACUUCAUGGAACUCUACUAGAAUGUUAUACGGAUAUGAUAACGGAAAACCAAUAAUUGAAGUAAUAGAAAUUCUACCAAAUUGUGGAUUACAAACCAUUUGCUCGGACAAUGCUUUUCCAAUUCAUAUAUAUACAGGAAAAAAUAAAACCGACUUUCCGAGGUUGUGUAUUAUGGGAAAAUAUGUUAUGUCAUUCAAUCGAACUGCUGGCGGUCGUGGUAUCAACGUAGCCGUGAUAGAAUCAACUACGUAUACUAUCAUGGAUGUUAAAAACUUUGAUACUUAUGAGUACAAUAGUUCCAAUUUAGAUGAAUGGCUUGAUCAUAUGGUUAAAGUUGGGGAUGUAGUAAUAUUUUUUACAUUCGAUGAGGCGUCUAAAAAGUUAACAAAAAAAACAAGAAACAUCUUAUAUAAUAUGGGGAGUGGGAAAAUUCAAGAUUUAUGGUACAGAUGUCAAUGGUACAUGGUUACACAAAAAGGAAUUCAAGGUAUCACGCCAUAUGAAAAAAUUACAUAUUCGCAUAAGAACAAUUGGGCAAAUGUGUUAGAUGAAAAAUUAUGCGUUCCAUUUCAAAUAACAGGAAAUCCAAUUGUAUCUGAUGAUUUAUCUAAUCAAGAGUUGUCGUUUUGUAAUAACACAUUUGAUGAUUACACAAUGCAUUGCAAUGAAAGUAGUGAACACACCGGAAGCGUUAAUUACGGUUAUUCAAGAAGUGAGUCCCGAGAAAGUCAUCGAACAACAACUAGUCGAUUGCUUGAUCGAACAGAAUAAAUGGGGUAAUCGCCACCGCGUUGUUGUACUCGUAAUAUAUUAUAAAUUAAAACAAAUAUUAUAAUAUGUUAUUGAUACCAAUAGUGAAUCUGUAGGCAUUUAAAGGGGGUAGACAAUUUUCCAAAAUUAUUUAAACGAUGUAUAUUUUUAGUAAUAUAUUUUAUUUAUGAUUAUGAGGGAUUUUUAAUAUGUAAAAUUCUAUUGCCGACAAACAUGUCUAGCUUAGUAUAAUUUAUUGAGAACAUCAAAACAAUUACGAAUUUUAGAAUUAUGCUAACUAUACAGCCCCUCUUCGUACCCGCAAUAGAUUGAUAAAGGUAAUGCGUUUUAUUUUAUUUCGUUUUGGUUUUUUUUCGCCAUACACGUGUCUUUUCUACAUACCUAUUAUACCUAUAGUAUAGGUACCGCGUACGAACGAUAGGUACGUGUAACCCGCCGAUUAGUUUAGGUCCCUAUAUACUAUUAUUGAUAUUUUAUUAUUAUUGUUAUUUGCAUGAUAUGCAAUUCAUUAUAUAGGUUAUUUUUGCAUUGUGAUAUAAAAAUAGUAGCGAGGAGAAUAAUAAUAAUUUUAUCACGGUGGUUCACGAAUUAUCGCCCACGCGUAUUGUAAUAUAUUAAACAUAUUGUGUCCUAUUCCUACAUAACACUGGCUGUUGCAGCAGUGGUCUGUACAGGGCGUCGAUGACGGAGGCCACUCGAUGAUUAAUCAAACGAUCGCCCUUUCGACGACCCUUUAUCUCUUUCUUUAUGUCUUUCCCUAUUUUUAUUCUGCGGGCGCGUUAAACGAUUUCACACGGGCUAAGUUUUCUGAAUAAGACACCUAUAAAAGUAAAUUAUAAACAGGAUACACACCAAAUCCGAAGAUAAUCGAACAAAAAUGUGGGUAGACUGCCCGAAGUGACAUUGUAAUACAAUACAUAUACCCAUUUAUAUUAUGUAAAAUGUGGUGUGCAAAACCUCCAAAAUUAUAGUGCCUUUUAAACGUUUUCUUGCAGUGGAUACCUGAUAUCAUUCUAUUAUUUUUUUUUCUAAUGUAAAAUUUUUAUUACCACAGUUAAUGUCGGGAUUAAUAAAUUAUAUUAUAUGCUUUGGGGUAUUGUACAUAUAAAAUGUCCAGUAUGAUUUACUUAAGUUUCAUUCAUAACUAUUUUUUGAAAAAUUUACCAGUAAAUUAAUGUGUGUACCUAUAGUAAAAUGAUAUACUAAAGUAAAUACUAAUUGGUCAGUUUAUAUAUGCGUAUGCUUAUUAAUAUAAAUUAAAUAAUUAUAGUAAUUAAAUGUAGAUAAUAAACAACAUUUAUUGUUUUCAAUCAUAAUAAUUUAAAUGUCAAUUUAAAAAUUAAUUUUUUUUGUUAUCUUUGUUAUCUUAAAAUUAGGAAUGAUAUACGUAAUAUUAUAUGCAAUAGUACACUUAUCUACAAGGUUACAAAAGUACAAUUUAUUUGAUGGAUUUUUAAAAUUGUUAUCUAUCAGAUGCUGGUAUUGUAAGUAGCAGGUAACUAGUACUCUAGUAGCUACUUCAGUUAUUUAGAAAGUAUAAUUUAUUGUCCCGCUAUUACAAUGCUACAGUAUUUUUAAUAUUUAUUAUCAUUUUAAAUAUUAAAGUAUAGUACCCUUCAAGUUUUAUCACGUAUCUACGGAUAAGUGUUGGAAACUUUAAAUAAUGUUAUUCAAAUUUAGAUAUUUUGUUAAAAACAUAAUAGUCAAUAAAAUUAUUAUCUAGCAUAAUUUGUUCUAAUGUUUAUAUUUAAUAUUAUUAGUUAUUAAUGAAUUGUUAAACAAUAUUUAUGAUUUUACCUUGUCUAAAUAAAUAAAGUGAUAAUUUUAAUAUACUUAGUUAUAUAUUUG